CCAGCCAAAUACCCUCGAAGCCCAGCGCCAUGUAUUCAAAGCGAAAAAGGUUAAAAAAUCCCGGCCCUGCCAUGUCUGCCACCAGCCGAUUGUCAAGCUCGGCUCCUGUUGCAGAGUUUGCAAAUACCUGGUGCACAAGGCCUGCGAACCUAAGCUUUACCGACCCCGCCCGCCAGAUCUUUUACGAGCUCCGCGCAACAGCCGCAAGACCCGGACCCAGGGGUCCCUCUUCUCUCCAGGGCUCUCCUCUCUCUCCCCGACGUCGCUCUCCCGGGGGCACCGCCCCUCCUUCCCUCCAGCCCAGUCCUACCCUCACCCGCCACGCCGGAGGGUCACCUCUUCGGCAAGACCCCGGGGAGGCAACUGGAGCGGCAAGUCCCGCAAGGACGAGCAGCCCCGGCCAGCUGAGGCGCGGAGGGGGUGCUGGCCCCACACCUUCGCAGGGGGGAUCCCCGCGGGUCUCCCAGAGGGAGUCAUCGCCGGCCCCCGGGGCAGCCUCCCUAGGCACAGGCGAGGGGAGCAGAGCAAGUGCCCCUCGGGAGAGCGAAGGGGUUGGCCUCACACGGAUACAUCAUGCCCCGAAUAACAAUGACGCCACAGCCACCCAGAAGCACCCUACGAUAAGCAGCAGAAACACCCAGUCCGCCGCCCGCCUGAACCGCGUGAUGGCCGGGGCGGGCGGAGCCACCGGGGGCGGCUUGGCGGGGGAGGCGCCAGGGCCCGGGGGGAGCGCCCCGGCCCCCCGGAGGAGGACCCAAGAUGGACGUGGUUUACGUGACGGAGAGAAUCAUCUCUUGGCCUUCCCGCCGGCGCUGGACGAUGCCACCUACACCUUACACCUGCGGGAGGUGGCUCAUAUGUUGUCCUCGAAGCACGGGGAUAACUUCAAGGUAUUCAAUUUAUCACAACAUGGUGAAAUAAGUCACUUCCUACCUCGUGUGAUGGAGCUAGGAUGGGCAGACCAGCUGGCACCAGCUUUGGAGAGGCUGUGCUCCAUCUGCAAGGCGCUCGACUCCUGGAUCACGCAACAUCCUCAACAUGUGGCUGUUCUGCAUGCCAGAGGGGGCUAUGAAAAGCUGGGUGUGGUGGUUGCAGCCUAUAUGCACUACAGCAACAUCUGUGCUUCAACAGACCAAGCUCUCGACAGAUAUGCCAUGAAACGUUUCUUUGAUGAUAAGAUCGGCCAACUCUACCAUCCUUCGCAAAAAAGAUAUGUCCAGUAUUUUGCUGGUUUAUUGUCUGGGGUCAUACGCAUCAACUCUAGUCCACUGUAUCUCCACACUCUCACCCUGUAUGGCAUACCUCACUUUGAACCCAGGGGAGGCUGCCAUCUAUUCAUCAAGAUCUACCAAGGAAUGACACCAAUUUACACAUCAGGGAUAUAUAAUCUUACUGAGCAAAUGAGGCAAGUCACAAUAGCUUUUGAAACGGGAGUACAACUGCGAGGAGACAUCCUGUUAAAAGCAUAUCACAGAAGACUUGUACCAGCAUCCAGAGAAGUGAUUUUCCGGAUGCAGUUCCACACGUGUGCGGUGUCUGAAAAGGUUCUCUCCUUUACAAGACAUGACCUUGAUGAUGCAUGUAAUGACAUGCGAUUCCCUCUUGAUGGUGGUGUUGAGCUCUACUUCACACACUCUCAAGAUGAGCGGCCAAGAACAGUCUCAAAUGUCUCAUGUGACAAGUCACCCUGUGCGAUUGCAUCUUGGAAUUCUUAUGAGAACGUCAGUUUCACAUAUGAGCAAAUUGAAGAACAAGUCGCUCCCUGAGCAGCACCGGCAGCAACAAUCUGUCAUGGCUGCAGAUGCAACAGCUGAAAUUGGCAGAGAGACGCGAGGCCAAACUGCGAGCCGAGAGAGCACCUCACGAAGCCCGCAUGCUUUCCGAACUCCGUACUCGUAUGGGCCAGCAGCAGCGGACAAGCACAACAACUUCAAGAGACUUUGAAGAUGGCUAUGUGAGUGACACAACACUUCUUUCGGAGACUUCAAGGGAAUCUUCCCCAGUGAAAACAUUGGCUCCUCUGACCAUUAACACAGGAGGGCCACAAACAACCCCCCAGAAGCCCCCCAUAGGCCAUUCAACCCCUGCCAGGGGCAAUUCAGCUCCAUCAUCUCCAAUUCUGCCAACCAGGUCAGCCUCACGGGAACGCACAGUCAGAUAUAAUCAGCAGCAGAGUAGCCAGCGAAGCCUUCCUAGAAAGCACUCCGACUCUUCACAUGAUAGAGAACGACCUUUUGUUGCUGUCAAAAGAGCACACGAAAAUGCCAAACCAGGCGAACCUGGGGAUGCAUCAUCAGCUCUAAAUCAACUUCAAACUUCACCUCAUGGCCAUAUCCAGUAUUCAUCGUAUUCAUCCACUACCCCUGUUGAUGGUGGUCUUUUGACCACUGUUGCUUCAUCAUCAAAUCAGGAGGGACUCGACUCUCUAGAUGCCCUGAGUGCUACACUAGCCAGUUUGGGCUCUCCCACUCACCCUCCCACCUCUACCUCACCGCCCAACCCUAUAAGCAGCACCACCACUGUCAUCACCACCUCUGCUGUCACCACUACUGCUGAGUCACGAGAAGUUCUAACGGCUCAAACAUCUCAGAGCCGAGAUGACAGUGCCUGGCAGAGCGACACAGAGAGCAGUUACGGUGGAAAUCGUCCCAUCACGCCAGGAUUCCCCCCUGCUACCCCUACAACACCAUAUUUGAACCAGGGUUUGCCUCCCAAAAGCCCAACCAUGCAACGAAGAGCACAUCUUGGCCUGUCCUCUCUUUCGUCCCGACCGAUCGUCAAAAAGUCUGCAUCGCUUCCCAGCAAAGAAAUGGGAGUGAGAAGCCCAUCACCUGCCACAUCUCAAACGCUGCGGCAGGAGUUAAAUGGGCAUUCCAGUCCAGCUCCCUCCCUCUACCACAGUCAGUCUCGUCGCUCAUCACUCACCUCAUUGAACGAGUCAUCAGAGGUCAUUUCAUCGCACCCCAAGUUUGUUAAAGACAUCUCGAAAUUCUGGUAUAAACCUACUAUAACAAGAGAUGAAGCAAUCAGUAUGCUCAAGGACAAAGCUCCAGGAACGUUUGUUGUUCGAGAUUCCAACUCAUUCCCUGGAGCUUUUGGUUUGGCCUUAAAAGUUUCUACUCCACCUCCAAAUGUCACAAGUAAAUCUAGUGACCCAGCUAGUGAAUUAGUAAGACACUUCCUUAUUGAGCCAACUUCAAGAGGAGUCCGACUCAAAGGCUGCGCCAAUGAACCAGUUUUUGGUUCUCUCUCUGCAUUGGUGUAUCAACAUUCGAUUACGGCUCUGGCUCUGCCGUGUCGCUUGGUGCUACCUGAGCGUGACCCAGCAGGUGCUCCUGACUCUGUGGAUAGCAGUGUCAGCACAAGUGGAAGCUCCAGCUCCACUUCACAACUCCUGCAACAAGGAGCAGCAUGCAAUGUUAUGUAUCUCCAUACUGCAGACACGGAAAGCCUGACUGGCCCACAAGCAGUAAAGCGUGCAGUCAGUCUCAUGCUUGCAGCCAAGAUAACUCCAACUGUUGUGCAUUUCAAGGUUUCUGCACAAGGCAUCACACUGACAGACAAUGAGAGAAAACUAUUCUUCCGCCGUCACUACCCAGUGAACACCAUUUCCCACUGUGGUCUUGAUCCUGAUGAUCGACGAUGGGCGCAGAAGAAUGAAGAAGGAGUUCCAGUUGGCUCACACCGAGUGUUUGGCUUUGUAGCCAAGAAGGGAGCCAGCAGAACAGAAAAUCAGUGCCACAUCUUGGCAGAACUUGAACCUGAACAGCCAGCAACAGCAAUCUGCAACUUUGUAACAAAAGUAAUGAUGACAAGUGUAAGCAGACCAAAUCUUGUGUAAAUCAAGAAAAUAAGUGAACAUUUGCAGCAGUUCAUCUAGUGUGAAUAUUCUGAACAAUCUCACAUAGCUCUUAAUGACUUUACUGGUAACAGAGAGGCUUAAUAGGGGUAAAUUAGGUAACAAAAUAGGUUGUUUUAUAUACAAAGUGAAGUUAGGGAACUUUUAUAGUAAUGCAGAUAUAAAAGUGUAGGGCUCACUGAUAGGCAAUUCUACAUAAAGACUGAUGUAUAGUUUUUAAGAACAUGCUCCAUGAUGACCUCUAAAAUAUGAUUAUAGUAGAAAUCAUGUAUUUGACAAAGUAGAAUAUGCAUCUUUAUGGGAGAAAUCAGGGAUUGUUAUCAUAAUUUAUACUAGUGGGUAAUGAUGGACUUUCUGGAGGAUUUCUAGACUAAAAAGAAGUGUGUCAUGACAUGAGGUCUAGCAGUUGUGAUAUACAUUUAUGCAAGUUUUCAUCAGAAAAUAAAUAAACAUUUUGCAUUGCGUAGCCUCGUUAAGUGGGAAACCAGUUAUGAAAUGAGUCAAGGUUUUUCCAUAAAACCUCAUUUUACUUAUUAGAAGCAUGAAAGACAUUAAACUGGGAUCAUUUUAAAAAAAUGAUCAGAGCAUGUGAAGCAUAUUAGGAAAAUGUUUUCUCAGCAAUGUUGUUUUAUUCAGCACCAUGUAUCAUGUACUCAUUUUACACAAUCCAUGUGUUCUGCAAUCAAAUCAGAAAAUGUCCCAUUGUUUUUUAUUUAAUUUUUAUUUUUUGCUUUCCAUGUGUGUUGCAUAGGUUACCUAACCUAGAAUAUAAAUAUACUUUAAUAAUUACUCUAGGCAGAUUUUAAUAUAUGAGCUGAUUUCCUAUUUCAUUAAUGUUUGAAAUAUAUUUCUUAUCUAGGAUAUGCAUUAAUGACUGUUAAGUCUUGCUUAUAUUAUGCACUUGUGAAUCAAUAUGCAAAUGAUUGAAGCUCCAAAAACACUUGAAUAUUAGUUUAAUUAACACAUUUACAAAUAUAUGUAUUAUUUGUAUUUAAUGUAAAUCUGCAUUUAUAGUGUGCGUAAAUCUAAGAUUACUUACCCCAGUGAAAUUUGACUGUAAAUUUUGUAUUUAGUGACUCUUAAUAUAGUUUAUCCUUUGUAUUGGCAGUCUCAAGUAACUGAAAACACAUGACUGUGUCAGUCAAUGUUCUAAUGUUAUGUACAUAAUGUCCAUAUGUUUGAAUGAUAGUAAUAAAAAAAAACUUUUAUCAAUUUUAAAUAUUGUAAAUCAUACUUCCAUAUUGUAACUUCCACUUGAUGGGUAAUAAAUAUCCAAGCUGCACAAUACACAGUAAAGUCAAGAUUUGUAAAGCUAGACCAGGUUCACUAUCAAGAAGUGUAUGAAUACCAGAUUGUUGUGGUACAUUUACACUUCUAUUUAUUAAGUAAUUACUAGUCCUAAUUAGACAUUUGUAUUUGCCAGAUGAGGUAGAGCAGGUAAGAGGCCUGGCUGCACUAAUAAGGAAGCAGGUAGUUCCUUUAACACUUAUAAGGUGCUUCUUAACUCAUGUAAAUGACCUCUUCAAGCUUCUUCCAAAAAUAAAGAACUGUUUCAAACUG
Messenger RNA from Penaeus vannamei (Pacific white shrimp), 5419 nucleotides. The record is from RefSeq and is a predicted model, not a curated record. NCBI's taxonomy places the organism in Eukaryota, Metazoa, Arthropoda, Malacostraca, Decapoda, Penaeidae.